AUGAAUACACGACAAGUGAUCGAUGACUCGACAGGGCCUGUCUCCCUGUCUGCUGCCUUUAACAGCGACAGUAGUUGCUUCUCUGUCGGUUUAGAUACGGGCUUUUGCGUCUUUAAUUCAGACCCAUGUGAGCUCAAAGUCUCUCGAGACUUCAACGCAGGCAUAGGCGUCGCGGAAAUGCUAGGGCAGUCCAACUACCUAGCAAUCGUCGGCGGAGGCAGACAGCCAAAGCUACCACAAAACAAAAUGGUUAUCUGGGACGACGUUAAACAGAAACCCGUUAUUACGCUGGAAUUCCGUACCUCCGUCCUCCGAGUACGUUUGUCGAAGUCGCGCAUUGUAGUUGCGCUACUCAAUAGUGUCCACGUUUUUGCCUUCUCCACGCCGCCGGAGAAGCUGUCGGUUUUCGAGACGACAGACAACCCAUUAGGUUUGAUAUGCCUGGGCAAGAAGCUCCUGGCGUUUCCUGGCCGAUCUCCAGGGCAAGUUCAAUUGGUAGAGUUGGAAACCGGGAAUGUCAGUAUUAUUCCAGCACAUAGUACAGUUCUUAGAGCCAUUGUGCUUAGUCCGGAUGGCGAGGUAUUGGCUACAGCAAGUGAAGCGGGGACUUUGAUACGGGUUUUCUCUACGGGAAACUGUGCCAAAAUCGCCGAAUUGCGACGGGGCGUUGAUCAUGCCAUGAUAUUCUCCCUUGCCAUUUCCCCCUCAAACACAUACUUAGCAGUCACAUCGGACAAGUCGACAUUGCACGUCUUCGACCUUCCGCAUCCACGAACAUUAUCACGACGGAGCCAAUCUCCGUCUUCAUACUCAGAGGACGGAAUCAACCAAAAAUGGGGGAUUUUGGGCAAGAUACCUUUGCUUCCUAGAGUGUUCUCUGACAUAUACUCCUUUGCGAGCGCCCAUUUUGAAAUCGGAGACGACUCUCUGAGCAGUGCACCUUAUAUUCCUCCACUGGGGACAUCCGUUGGACGACCAUCCAAAGGCGUCCUUGGCUGGCUAGACGAUCAAACCGUUUUGAUCAUAGGUGCUGGCCGAGAAGGUCGUUGGGAAAAAUUCGUUAUUCGUGAAGGUGAAGAUGGCAAACGAUUCUGCACAAGGGAAGGCUGGAAGCGCUAUUUGGGGGGUUGA
Messenger RNA from Talaromyces atroroseus, 1131 nucleotides. RefSeq names its product SVP1-like protein 2. The record is from RefSeq and is a predicted model, not a curated record. Lineage: Eukaryota; Fungi; Ascomycota; Eurotiomycetes; Eurotiales; Trichocomaceae. Gene Ontology annotation, molecular function: protein binding; phosphatidylinositol-3-phosphate binding; phosphatidylinositol-3,5-bisphosphate binding. Gene Ontology annotation, biological process: protein lipidation; nucleophagy; autophagy of mitochondrion. Gene Ontology annotation, cellular component: extrinsic component of membrane; cytosol; phagophore assembly site membrane. The transcript has 5 exons. Bases 1 to 1131 code for a protein of 376 amino acids.